AUGAAAAAUAAUAAAUCUAAAUACGGCUCUUCUAAUGAUAAAAUCCCUCGCCCUUCUAAUCCCUUUAUGAUAUAUCGUAAAAAUUACGCUGCAAAAAUGAAGUCAAUGCAUUUGGCUGUACGUACAACCAAAACUUCUGUGAAAGUAGCCAAAAUCUGGGCCCAAGAGUCUAAAUCGGUGAAAAGAUUCUUUGAAAUUUUAUCUUUGAUGGCCAAGAAGAAUCAUUUAUUGAUGCAUCCGGAUUAUAAAUUUCAACCCGAUAAAAGCAAGAAGCAAAAAGGAUUGAAGUUUCGUGAGUUUUGUUUGAAGAAAUCGAUUAACAAAGAUAAAAACUCUAAAAAAUCUCAUGACUUAACUGUGGCCACACCGACCACCAUUAGAUCCAUAACUGACGAUAAAAAACAAUCUUUCGACAAUUUAUCCAAAUUUCAGCAAGAAACUUUACUGUCGCCUAAGCAAAAAGCUCUUUAUGUUCCACAAUCACCUCAAAUGUUAGAUUAUGGUCUUCCUGAAAUUGAUCCAUUUUUAUUAUUUUCUUAUCCAUGGGCAUAUUAA
This is a messenger RNA of Racocetra fulgida, 555 nucleotides long. The record is from the annotation of a GenBank genome assembly. NCBI's taxonomy places the organism in Eukaryota, Fungi, Glomeromycota, Glomeromycetes, Diversisporales, Gigasporaceae.